AUGAGACUCACAUCAUCACUUAUCCUCAACGCGGUACUGUGUGCAGCAGUACCGCCAGUCCCCCGCCAACAAAAGCCACCGGCGUUCUUCCUCGCCGGUGACUCCACUACAGCCUCAAAUGGUGGCUGGGGUGAUGCUUUCCUAACAGUGCUAGAAGGCGGUGCCACCGGCCAGAACGAAGGCCGGAGUGGCGCUACGACGGUCUCUUACAUCAAUGGUGAAGGGGUGGAACUGCUUCAAGGUUUGGUCACGGAUAACACAGACGACUACGACUGCUACGUUACUCUGCAAUUUGGACACAAUGACCAGGCAUCCACAGCCAACAUCACAAUGGACCAAUUCCAAUCCAACCUGCAAUUCAUGUCCGAAAAAAUCACCGCAGCGGGCGGGACACCCAUCAUCCUGACACCCCUCACACGCCGGACCUUCACCAACGGCACUCUCGACGACAGCCUUGCCAAUGUCUCCGAAGCCUCUCGUAAAGCAGCACAGGCCGCAGGUGUCCCAAUGCUCGACUUGAACGCGGCCUCUAAGGCGUAUGUACAAGCUAUUGGAUCGUCUGAUGCCGACACUUACAACCUCGCCUUUGGAGAUUGGACGCAUUUGAAUGAGCACGGCGCUACGGUAUUUGCACGGAUAGUGGCUGAUUUGGUUGAGGAAUGGAGGUUGGCGUUUGAUGGGUACAUUACGCCUGAUGAGGAGUUGUCGGAGAAGAUCAAGGAGGGUAUUUAUGCAUGA
This is a messenger RNA of Dichotomopilus funicola, 738 nucleotides long. RefSeq names its product SGNH hydrolase-type esterase domain-containing protein. NCBI's taxonomy places the organism in Eukaryota, Fungi, Ascomycota, Sordariomycetes, Sordariales, Chaetomiaceae. The record is from RefSeq and is a predicted model, not a curated record. The coding region runs from base 1 to 738 and encodes 245 amino acids. The transcript is spliced from 2 exons. Gene Ontology annotation, molecular function: hydrolase activity.